Molecule: messenger RNA, 2569 nt
Organism: Hypomesus transpacificus
Lineage: Eukaryota; Metazoa; Chordata; Actinopteri; Osmeriformes; Osmeridae
Gene: smad6b
Product: SMAD family member 6b
Exons: 4
Coding region: 731-2203 (490 amino acids)
Biological process (GO): regulation of transcription by RNA polymerase II; BMP signaling pathway; SMAD protein signal transduction
Cellular component (GO): heteromeric SMAD protein complex
Molecular function (GO): transcription regulator inhibitor activity; I-SMAD binding
Source: RefSeq, a predicted model, not a curated record
AAAAAAAAGAAAAAGAGAGAAACGGAGAAAGAAAGGUUUCUAGGCUGCAGUUUGACUAGAUCUGAACACGGAAUCGGGAGCGCGAUUCAGCCCAGGGAUUGAUCAUUUUCUAGUUUCAGCUCACAUGGAUAUUUUUGGAUUGUUGAAGGAGUGCGCUGAGAUAUUUGGAAGACUACAGGGAUCGUGGUUGUAGAGAAUUUUCUCGGGAUUCAGUAGCUUGAAUGAAAUAUCUUAUUUCAUGUUUUUGGUACCGGUUUAAAAUUAUACACUACGUUUACAUGGUGUUUCAAAGUCCCAAACUAAUUGGCUACAAGUGCGUUAGAUUUUCUAUCUUUGUAGAAUUGUUGUCACUAUUACCUAGUUAAAACGCUAUGUUAUCAUUUACACAGCAUUGGUUAUCCAUUUAGAGUCGUAGCGAACAUAUGAACAAAUCAUUCCGAAACGACCACGGAUUACAAGUGAAAAUUUGCUUACUUUUGACAAGAUUCUUACAUGAAUGCAUUUUGAUUUCCAUGUUGCUGUGCAUUUAUUGAGGCAGUUUGUUGUUUUAGAUGCAACAAUAUAGCCUCGUAUCUGAUGUUGCGGUUUGGUUACCAAUGUUCAUCAGACGGCUGUGCAUGUUCUGCACGGCAUUCAACAAACAUUAAUGUUGAACGACGACUUUACAAGUAUCUAUAAUACUCGGAGAUCUGAACAAGAAUAAAACACAUAUAGAUUUUCAAAUUGUCGUAUGUUCAGGACGAAACGCUCAGGUCUUGUGCGGCGACUCUGGAGAAGCCGUUUGAUUCCAGAUAAAGAGGGGGAUGAUGGAAAUGGCAAAUCUAGCGAGGGGUGUAGGGACGAUCUGUUCGGCAACAACCCAGAGAAAAUUCCCAAAACGGAGCUCAGACCGAUGACCCCUAGCGGGUCGCUUGUAGGGGACUUAGGGGGAGUGUGUACCCGGAACCCCGCUGAUGGCAGCGGCUUGGGGGUCACAGCGGACCAAGAUGGGGGUGCGGUGUGUGUCCAGGACCAGGGAAGUCCGCGCUCCAUACAGGACAGUGAAUGCAGAACAGUAACAUGCUGUUUAUUUAAGGACAAGGACCACUCUGAAUCUCGAGGUCCAGAGACGGCCCACGGAAUGGAACUCGGGUCAUGUCACUUCGUGCUGAGGAACCUCCGGCCACGGGACACUGGUUCUUCUGAGGCGCAGGAAACAAAGCCACGCACGGUGUUGGAGCACGAUCUCAAAACUGCUACAUAUUCUCUUUUGAAAAGACUAAAAGAGAAAACCCUGGAUGCCUUAUUGGAGGCUGUGGAGUCCAGAGGAGGGAUGCCGAGCGACUGUGUCAUGGUGUCGCGGGGAGAGCUACGGCUCGGCGGUCAUAUGGCAUCCCCUCAACUGCUUGCCUGUAAACUGUACCGUUGGUCCGACCUUCAGCACUCUGCCCAGCUCAAGCCACUCUGUGAGUGUAAGAGUUUUGGAUCUUUGGACAGUCCAGCGGUAUGCUGCAACCCAUAUCACUACAGUCGACUCUGUGGGCCAGAGUCACCCCCACCGCCAUAUUCAAGGCUUUUCCCCAAUGAAGAACACAAGCCCCUGGAUCUGUCAGACUCUACAUUGUCUUACACUGAAAUGGAGGUGGCUAGCUCUCCAAACGUCACUCCGGGGGAGUUUUCAGAUGCCAGUAUGUCGCCUGACGCCCCCAAGCAGAGCCACUGGUGCAACGUGGCGUACUGGGAGCACCGGACCCGCGUGGGCCGCCUCUACACCGUGUAUGACCCGUCAGUCAGCAUCUUCUACGAUCUACCUCAGGGCACUGGCUUCUGCCUGGGUCAGCUCAGCCCGGAGCCUCGCAGCAGCAUCGUCCAGCGCACGCGGGGCAAAAUCGGCUACGGCAUCCUCCUGAGCAAGGAGCCCGACGGCGUGUGGGCUUACAACCGCAGCGAGCACCCCGUGUUCGUCAACUCUCCCACUCUGGACGUGCCCAACAGCAGGACGCUGGUGGUGCGCAAGGUGAUGCCGGGCUACUCCAUCAAGGUGUUUGACUAUGAGCGCUCCUGCCUUCUGAGGCACACAACAGAUCCCGACCUCCUGGACGGACCUUACGACCCCAACAGCGUGCGGAUCAGCUUUGCUAAGGGCUGGGGGCCCUGCUAUUCUAGACAGUUCAUCACCUCUUGCCCCUGCUGGCUGGAGGUCCUGCUCAGCGACCACAGAUAACAACCAGCUGUCACACGGACCCCACAAACUAUCCCAAAUAUCAUCUACCUAGAUUUAAUAUAAAGUUUUAUAUAUUAUAUGAAAUAUAUAUUAUACUUGUAAAUACGGAUUUUUACAAUGUAAUUAUUUAUGUAUGGUGCAAUGUGUAUAUGGACAAAAGGAAAAAAAACGGAAAAUGCACUUUGGCUUAUAUAUAUUAUAUAUAUAAAUAUAUAUAAAGAUAAAGAAUCUUCCAUUACCAAUUUGAGAAAUUAUACAGCAAAAAUAGGAUGAUCCUGGUUUUGGUGUAUAGUUUUCAUAUACUAUUAAUAUCCAGACAAAAAGCUAACACCAUUCACACAUUGAUAAUAAAGUAUUCGCAUAAUA